Messenger RNA from Lactuca virosa, 1188 nucleotides. NCBI's taxonomy places the organism in Eukaryota, Viridiplantae, Streptophyta, Magnoliopsida, Asterales, Asteraceae. The record is from the annotation of a GenBank genome assembly.
AUGGGCCAGCUGAUGCAUGUUCUUAUUACUUUCUUCUAUAGCAACAUGUUCUAUCUUACUUUUACACCCUUUGCUAGCUCCGUUUAUUUCAAAAUCUCAAGUUUUACUUCAAACAAUAACGAAAUCCUAUAUAGAGGAAGUGCUGCGCCUUCUUCUGGAGCCGUACAAUUGAACCCUGUGAACUAUGUGUGCCAAGUAGGCCAGGCCAUCUAUGCUGAUAGAGUUCAAAUGUGGGAUUCCAGCUCAGGGAAAGUCUCAGAUUUCACUACGCGUUUCUCCUUCACCAUUGACACCAACGAUCAACUCAACUAUGGAGACGGGUUUGCAUUCUUUCUUGGCCCCGCGGAUUUCCAAAUCCCACCCAACUCUGCUGGUUCCUUUCUUGGUCUUUAUAACUUAUCUAAUUAUAGAGAGUCGUCCGAAAAUCACAUGUUUCAUGUCGAGUUCGACAGUUUUGUUGACACUGAUUGGGAUCCUCUGUAUGAGCAUGUUGGGAUAAACAAGAAUUCCAUCUUUUCAGCUAACACCACCGCUUGGAGUGCUGGUAAUCACAGCGGAGAUGUUGCUGACGUUACAAUCUCUUAUAGUGCUCAAACAAUGAUGAUGAUAGUAUCUUGGACCUACAAUAAUCCUACUCCAGAAACUUCAAGCGUUUCAUAUCAUGUUGACCUUAAGGAGGUUCUCACUGAAUGGGUGACCAUAGGCUUUUCCGCUGGCACUGGCAACCUUAAAGAGAAAAAUACACUUUUAUAUUGGGAGUUCGAUUCAAGCUUAAAUGGUAAAUGGCGAAACCCGGAAGAGAGAUCAGGUAUAUCGACAGCUGGUUACUUAGUUCCUGGUGCCAUAGGUGUGAUCAUAGGUAUGGUCAUAGCCACGAUAAUCGGUAUUCCGGUGUUCAUUCUUUUCAAGAAGGGUUGUUGGAUCAAAGGUAAAGGAAGAAGAACCAAGAAAUCGACACAAGAGAAAAAUAAGUUGAUCAAAACAUCCAGUAGUGCUGAUAUUGAAAGUGAAGGAAGGUCGGCACCAUUGAAAUAUUCUUACUCUGAUCUGCUUUUGGCCACAAACGGCUUCUCCGAUGAUAAUAGGGACGUCUUCCAAUUCCACUUCUCCACGAGGUUGCGGUUAAGAAGAUCUCAGAAGAUUCUACACAAGGAGAAAAUGAGUGUGCGGCUGAGGUGGCAACCAUAG